This is a messenger RNA of Anolis carolinensis (green anole), 3257 nucleotides long. RefSeq names its product chromatin accessibility complex subunit 1 (gene chrac1). The record is from RefSeq and is a predicted model, not a curated record. Bases 41 to 463 code for a protein of 140 amino acids. NCBI's taxonomy places the organism in Eukaryota, Metazoa, Chordata, Lepidosauria, Squamata, Anolidae. Gene Ontology annotation, biological process: DNA-templated DNA replication; chromatin remodeling. Gene Ontology annotation, cellular component: CHRAC; nucleus. Gene Ontology annotation, molecular function: protein heterodimerization activity. The transcript has 3 exons.
UGCGCGCGGAACGGGAAAGGGGGCGUGGUCCUGAUCCAAGAUGGCGGCGGGGCAGAGCGGAGCGUCGGGACGCAGCGGGGGCGGCGAGAACCGGUUGGUCUCUUUGCCUUUGUCUCGGAUCCGCGUGAUCAUGAAGAGCUCGCCCGAAGUCUCCAGCAUCAACCCGGACGCCAUCUUCCUCACCGCCAAGGCCACGGAGAUGUUCGUCCAGUGCUUAGCCACAUACUCCUACAAACACGGCCAUGGCAAGGAGAGCAAGGCCUUAACCUACAGCGACCUGUCCCACGCGGCAGAGAAAUCCGAGACCUUUCAGUUCUUGGCAGAUAUCCUGCCAAAGAAGAUUUUAGCAAGCAAAUACCUAAAAAUGCUUGAAAAGGAAAAGAAAGGGGAACAGGAGGAGGAGGAUGAAGAAGAAGAAGAUGAAAAUAGUGAAAAUGGAAGUGAAGAUGAAGACACAUCUUGAGUCUGAGAAGUGAUGAUGUUCAUCCCAGGUUGUUUCAUAAACAUUUUGAAAUUAUUUCUGGGCAUGCCGAUUCCUGCAGUGUCUGUAUUGAUUGCAAAGUGAACAAGUGGGAUUCCCAAGCUGCUUCAACUACCAUUUUUCUAGAGACUUAACUGAAAUUCAGUAUGUACAGAAUAUAUCUUUUGUAUCCUAUAAACUAUAGCCCUUCAGAGAAUGACUAAGCUUUCUUGUCAGGAGGAUAAAUCCAUUUUCAGUUCAGAGGCCUCACACUCUUUGCCCAUAUUGGGCAAACUUCAAAAGUUCAAUUAUUCUUUACUUGCCAAAUGAUGGUUUUUCCCUAUGAGCUGCAAGGGAAUUACUUUGCUUCUCUAAAAGGGAGCUGUUAAUUAAGCAGCUUCAUAGAAGCCAGGCUACAUUUGUUUAGGAUUUGUUUCAGAUUUGUUUGUUAUGAAUGUAGUUAAAAAAGAUUGUGUGGCCUUAAGGGAAGGAAAAUCACUACCCUGCUGCUUCAGGUCAAUAUGUAUAUUUGGUUAAUAUGUUCAUUUGGAAGAUUUUGAAUAUAGAUUGCAUGUAGAACAGACAAAAACAUUCCUGUUUUUAUAAUGAGGUUUGUAUUAAUAGAUUUGAGUACCAUUUGAGUAAAGAAGCAGUAUGUUUGUCGCCACAGUGGAAAGAAUUGUAGAAGCUACAUGUAUCUACGAUAGUGCUUGUGUUUUAUAAAUGCUGAUGAGUUGAGACUAUCAUUCGAAGUCACAUAUUUUGUAUGACUACACAAGUAUUUCUCUUAUUUAAAAAAACCUUAAACUUAUUGAGAAAUAAGGUGCCAUGAUAGAAGUGUGUGUUUUCUCCUCUUUUAAUUACCUAUAUUGUAUGCUGGUAAAAUUUGGAUUGUGUGGCUGAGGGGCAAGCAUGGAUGUUGUGAAUGAUAAGACACCACUUCAUGGUGAUCAAUUACAAAAUUUUGGAACGCAAAUUAACUGCCACAGCACUAUGCUAUGGGAUUGUGGCAGUUGUAAUUUUACAGUCAGCCUUAAAACCUCUUUGCCCUUUCUCUGCCGAAGAAUGCUGCAGCCUCACCAAACUACAAGUCCCAGGAUCCCAUACAAUUUGAGCCAUGGCAGUUAAAUGUGUUGAACUGCAUUUAUUCUAUAGUGUUGAUGCAGCCUUAAUAUCUCGUUUUAGUAAGUCUUUGUGAAAUCAGUCCACUGAUGGGGAUGGAACAGGCAUGGGCAAACUUUGGCCCUCCAGGUGUUUUGGACUUCAACUCUCACAAUUUCUAACAACCAGUAUUGUGGGAGUUGAAGUCCAAAACACCUGGAGGGCCAAAGUUUGCCCAAGCCUACUUUAGGUUAUUACUCUGGCAACUAAAAUUAAUAAAAGGAAAGAAAAAUACAUUUGAACUUGUAAAUAUGAGUAAUUUAUUGACAUACUAUGAGGCAGAAACAAAAUUGACACCAUACAAAAUAACUUUAUAAAAUAUCAUUCACAUAUUUCAUCAAGAUUUACAGCAUUUUGAGCUCGUUACAUAUGUAGUAUGGAGGUAAAAACACUACGCUAAGUCUUUAGUAGUAGUUUAUAAUAUAUACACACACAUAUACACAAGAAACCAAAAAAAACAAAUGUUAGUUUGUCAUGAGUUUAUUGCAGAAGGUAGUGCAAAAUAUUUUUACUAGCAAGCUGUAAAACAAAACGUGGAAAAAGGAACCAGUGAAGCUUCAAAACAAGACAAUAGAUGUUGAAUUUUUUCACAGUCUCCCGGAGCUUUGUUCAAGAGUUGCUCUCUUCCUCUCACCCCAACAGGAAUGAAUGAAUGAACUAACUCCCUUUGCAAUGUAUCUGAGGAACCAUGGACUAUUGAAGUUCGAUCUGGUGCAUCCAAGCAACAGGGAAUGUGUUGCUUGGGGUCACCUUGAUAUUACUUCAAUUUCAGAGUUUUGCAGAGGUGGCUUAAUACUUUGGCUCAGGCUCCCAGCUUUUCCUCACCUUUAUUAGCUUAUUUCUUGGUCAAUGUAUAAUAAUUAUUAGACUGCUUCUCUUGAGUUGGAAAGCAACAAGCAACACCCCUUCCUGCUGUUUCGGUCUUGUCCUGUUAUGAUAAAGCAAGAGGCAACAUAUAUUGUCUGUUUUCAAAGCUGAGGAACCUUUUUCUCAAAAUCCACUCUGUAAAAACAGUCACUACAUCCUCUACGGUACAAUGCAGGGCAGACUUGAUAUCAACUACUGAACACACAACCAGUAAAGGAUAAGAAUCUCUAACCAAGUGAAGAGAGAGACCGACUCUCCAAGUUCCUUAAGGGGAUCCAACAAAUACAAAUUAAAAGCCAGGUAGCCAGUUAACAACAAUAAAACUAAUGACAGCCAAACGCAAUGCUCUAUGAAAUAAAAAGGAACAAAAUGCAGCAUAUUCAGGCUCUUGUUUCAAUCUUGAGGUACCUGUAAGUCUUACCAUCUGCCCAAAAGUACUAUGGUACAUUAAAAAAACAUGUUACAGUUCUUUACCAUCAGCCAAUUUAUAGGACAUUAUUACUGAGAAAGUGCAACAAUGCUGAUCGCUUAUAUGCAGCAUAUUAAAAGGAUGGUUACUCUUUUAUAAAAUAUAGCUUUACUUAUAGACCCAUCGGGACAGUUUUUGUAAUACACACAUUUUUUUUCCUGUUGAUUUGAGUCUCUCUGCAGCAAAACAAAAAAAAAUCUCCUUUAGGGUAUAGCUUAAAUCCUGUCAUUUAGGAAUGUUGGUGCUCUGUUUUUGUUUUUUUGCUUUUUUUCAAUAUUAAAACUAAAUAGUAUUUCACGA